GUCUACUCUGAUGGCUUCUGCUCCAACAUUAGCUUCCUCCACCAAAGAGACCACUAAUUACGCAAGGUUAUGUCGCCUUUUAGUAGAUGGAGGCACCAAGGCCUUAAGAUACACUUUUGAAAAAUUAUACUCUCCAGCAAACCUGUGUACUGUAUUGAAAGCAAACCAUUCAACUCUGGAAUCCCUUAAAAAUAAGAAAAUCAUCAAUGCCACACAGUGGGGUAAACUGUAUCCCUCUACUGCAUUGUCUGUAACAUCAGAAGACUUUGACAUCACGCUACUGAUUGUGCUACUUAGGAACAUCUGUCAUCUGGCGGCUCCGGCCACAGGCUGGGACGGUCUUCCACCUGCUUCAGACACGGGUAUUGAGGCUAACCUAGCCAGAGUAAAGUACUAUAGGAACUCGGUCUAUAGGCAUGCCAUGCAGGCGUCUGUGGACGAUCCAACAUUUAAUUCUUUGUGGCAGGACAUAAGUGCCGCACUGAUUGCACUGGGUGUAGAUGCAGCCGCUAUCAAAAAACUAAAGACUGAGACUAUGGAUCCAGACACGAAGCAGCAUUACCAGGAGCUGUUAAAGGAAUGGAAGAAAGGCGAAGACAACAUCAAAGACCAGCUAGAUAAAAUGGAGGGUAUAGAUGAAUGUUGUUUAGUGCCUUUGAGAAAUAAGUGUCCUUUUCUGACCUUAAUAGGGUGUAGUUAGGGUUCAAUUGAAAGUUUGGAAUUGCCCAAAAUUAACUUCUGCUUCCAAAGAUCGCGAACACAUUUGGAAAACAAUAAACUGACAUCCGACAGAAGGACUGCAAGCAGGUUUAGUUUAAAGCUUAAGGCUAGUGAUUGUAUUAGUGAGUUGUAGUGGUGAGAAUACACUUUGACGUACGAAAAGUAAUAUACGUACUUGGUUAUUCAUUAAUAAACAGAAUGUGUUAGAAAAAGAGUGGCAAGCGAAUGGAAGACGAGUUAGUUAUUAUCUCAGUUGACGAGUUCGACACUGAUGGUAACUUAAUUUUUUUUUCUCCUGGCAAAAUCAUAGGUAAUCUUGAGCACAUGAAAAGUGAAAUGGGAAAUAUGAGUGAGACGCUGAAGGCUAUGAAAAAUUCUGCGACAGAGUGUGGAGGUCAGUUUCAAAAAAGUAAACCAUGCAAGAUUUAUGAAUUCUUUGAGUCAAGCUAACUUUUAAUCAUGUUUUAAACAAACUGAAUAUCAAAUUUUCAAGACCUUGUAAGGUAGGGGUGAUAAACAAAACUAUGGUAUUUCUCUUAAUAUAAAUCAUAAAACACAUGAUAAGAAAAUAGACAAUAUUAGCGAUCAGGAAAGCCGAGGAACGCCGAGGGAUCAGUUCCCGAUGUUUAAUUCCAACUUCCGUAACUUGGGCACCAUUUCUUUUAAUUACUAUAUGUAUUGCUAUAUUGCUACGAAAUUUAUUCCAAUCAGCUUUUAUUGAUCACGUGUAUGGAGAAGACUGUCACUUACAAGGUUAAAUUAUUCUUAUCGUCUAUAAAGGGUGUGUGAUGAAAGUUUAAUUUUGCUUUGUGUAUUCUUCUCGCUAACAGAUGGAACAAGAGAAGAUUUAAAGAAGAUAAAAAGCGGGAUAGAAAACAUCAGUGAGACACUGCAGACCUGAAAGGUCUCUCCGACCAAAGAGGAAGGUCAGUUUCCCCAAACUGCAGCCAUAAAAGAAUCCCUCUUAUAUGGCUCUUUAAAGCCAUUAUUGCUGAUCGAUCAGUAGUUAUUUUUCGUACAAAUGUCUUCUUGUGUCCCACAAGAACAGCUUCAUAUCCACAAGAGGGACCAAAGUGCUGCAAGUUAUAUAUCUGCCUUCAAUAAUUCUCUCAGUGAGUAGGAUGAGGGAUGACAUAAACGCUAUUUUCCUGUAGGAUGGUGGCGUUGGAACCGUCUACUAGCAUGGGGGUAUCUUGGUUUCAAUACCGAGUGGUCUCCCACCUUUUUUGGUAAUUUUCAGCCAGUGUUUUUAUUUUGCAACAGUUUUUUUAUUUCCAUCAUGUCCCUUGUUGGAAAUAUACUAGCCCCAGAUUAAAAAAUAGAUGCCGACCUUUGAAACUCUACAACCACACGGGACUGUGAGUCCUCAAAUACCCUUACCUUUUUUAACGGACAAUAAGUUCACAAAGCAGUGGUCUAUUUGCCCUGCUUCUCGCAAAUUACAGUGGCCUGCUAAAAGACUGUUCUUAAAUUUAAAAAGAGGGCCUUUACCAUCUUCCAUUUACUUAUUGAAGGUUCACCCUGCCGCUAGUUUGAAAUGUUUGUCGCUUGCUUUUAACGCGGCAGAUGGCUAGGGUAGUAAAUAAAUAAUUGGCCUUCUCCUAGCAUAGUCAUAUUGGUAGUUGUAUUCAUUUGCCUUACGGACUUGGGAAGUAGCAAACCAAGCUGUCUUAGACAACUAUUUAAAACGAAGUUGGUUCUCAUUUGUUCUCAACAGCUGGUUUGGUGGCCGAGCAUAUUGAAAUCAUUCGCCAGAAGUACAAACGUCAUGAGGGAUGGCUCGCGCCUUUUUCUUUUUUUUUUAGCGAUAUUUAUACACGCCUUCGUAUGGUCAGCAGAGAGAAAAAGGCGAGAGCAACAGCGGAGCAAAGAGUUGUUGAAACGACUGAAAUCUUCAAACCCCACGAAGAAUGCAAACAACCUAGAAAAGUAUUGAUUGAAGGAAACCCAGGGAUGGGAAAGACGACAUACUGCAAUAAGGUUGCUUACGACUGGGCUAUAAACAUAAAAAACGAAGGAGAUUGCUUUUCGGAAUUUGAGAUGGUACUCUUGCUGAAAUGCCGUGAUGCUGAGAUCGAUUCCGACCUUUGGGGAACCAUUGACGAUCAGCUUUUGCCAGGUGAAAUUAAUCAAAAGGAAAGAGAGAAUUUCUUCGAUUUCAUUUGGCAAAAUCAAUCAAAGGUUCUACUGAUACUUGACGGAUUGGACGAGCUACCUUCGAGCAAACUGCCGGAGUUUACCGAUAUCAUACAGGGUAAAAUACUUCCCCAAUGUCACCUUGUGGUUACAGCGCGACACGAGGCUGGGAUACCAGUGAGAAAAGUUUGUGACACUGCUAGAGAUUGA
Porites evermanni is the source of this 3066-nucleotide messenger RNA. The record is from the annotation of a GenBank genome assembly. NCBI's taxonomy places the organism in Eukaryota, Metazoa, Cnidaria, Anthozoa, Scleractinia, Poritidae.